CCCGCCGCCGGCAGGCGCAGGUGCAGGUGCAGGCGCAGGCGCAGGUGCAGACUAAACCAGUUCGGGGAGUGUAAGCUGGUGCCAUCAAGCGCUGGCAUCGCCGAAGAGCUUCCAGUGGCGAGCGCGGAGCACGUCGUGUCCUGGACGAGCCGCGUCCUGGAUGAAGCCUUCGGCCUCCUGCGCGACACCACCCGCAGCUCCUGCCGCAGAAAACGGCCGACACCGUCCCCGUAAGCCAGGGACGACCGUGCAGGACUAUUUUAGGAAGAAAACCAACUGGAAGAAAUCCAUGGAGUUCCUUCUUUUCACGUUUGUCGGUGUGGUUCACCUUCUAUCCCUGAGCUCUGGGAAGCCGAUAUAUAAGAAUGACAUCUCUCGGAGGACUUUUCAAGAAAUAAAGGAAGAAAUAGCCAGCUACGGAGAUGUGGCUAAAGCAAUCAUCGACCUUGCUGUUUACGGCAAAGCCCAGAACAGGUCCUAUGAGCGACUGGCGCUUCUUGUUGAUACUGUUGGACCCAGACCAAGUGGCUCCAGGAGCCUGGAGAAAGCCAUCCAAAUCAUGUACCAGAACCUGCGGGAAGACGGGCUGGAGAACGUCCACUUGGAGCCAGUCAAAAUACCCCACUGGGAAAGGGGAGAAGAAUCUGCUGUGAUGCUGGAGCCAAGGAUUCACAGGAUGGCUAUCUUGGGUCUUGGCAGCAGCAUUGGGACUCCCCCAGAAGGCAUUACAGCAGAAGUUCUGGUGGUGACCUCUUUCGAGGAACUGCAGAGAAGGGCCCCAGAAGCAAGAGGGAAGAUUGUUGUUUAUAAUCAACCUUAUGUCAACUACUCGACGACCGUGCAGUACCGGGUCCAGGGGGCAGUGGAAGCCGCCAAGGUGGGGGCUUUGGCGUCCCUGAUCCGAUCAGUGGCUUCCUUCUCCAUCUACAGUCCCCACACAGGUAUUCAGGAAUAUCAGGAUGGUGUGCCGAAAAUCCCAACAGCUUGUAUUACGGUGGAAGAUGCAGAGAUGAUGUCAAGAAUGGCUUCUCGCGGGAACAGAAUUGUUAUUCAGCUGAAGAUGGGAGCAAAGAACUACCCAGACGCUGAUUCCUUCAACACUGUAGCAGAGAUCAUUGGAAGCAAAUACCCAGAGCAGGUUGUUCUGGUCAGCGGACAUCUGGACAGCUGGGACGUUGGGCAGGGUGCCAUGGAUGAUGGUGGUGGAGCCUUUAUAUCAUGGGAAGCACUCUCGCUUAUUAAAGAUCUUGGGCUGCGACCCAAGAGGACCCUGCGUUUGGUGCUCUGGACUGCGGAGGAGCAAGGCGGGGUCGGCGCCUUCCAGUACUAUCUGCUGCACCAGGCCAACAUCUCCAACUAUAGCCUGGUGAUGGAGUCCGACCUGGGAACCUUCCUGCCCUCUGGGCUGCAGUUCACGGGCAGCGACCAGGCCAGGGCCAUCGUGGAGGAGGUCAUGCGCCUGCUGCAGCCUGUCAACGUCACGCGGGUCUUCAGGGCCGGAGAAGGGACGGACAUUAACUUCUGGAUCCAAGCCGGAGUGCCCGGAGCCAGCCUGCUCGACGACCUCUACAGGUACUUCUCCUUCCAUCACUCCCAUGGAGACACCAUGACUGCCAUGGAUCCGAAGCAGAUGAACGUGGCUGCCGCCGUUUGGGCUGUGGUCUCCUACGUCAUCGCCGACAUGGAGGAAAUGCUGCCCAGGUUUUAGCAAGACGAGCAAGCCCUUUGGUCUCCUCCGGCCAGGAAUGCUGGCUCCAGCUUCAACUGACGGGCCCGUCGGACCUGGUCCAUUCCCAAAGCACAGGACUUUCUCAUCCUUUCUGUUACCAUCUUCUUGAUACUUUCCAAAUUCUCUGUUUCUACAGGAAGAAAUGAUCCCCAACCCCACAUCGAAUCAAAAUAUGGUGGGGAUCACGUGGGGACCUUUCUUUAUACCAUCCAUAAAAACUUACAGCUUCUACUUUGAAAUUAAAUACUGGAUAAAUGUCUGGAAGAUCUCUGGGCUUUAUGUGUGUAUUAAUAAACAUUAAAUCAAAUGCAGUGA
Nyctereutes procyonoides (raccoon dog) is the source of this 2044-nucleotide messenger RNA. RefSeq names its product carboxypeptidase Q (gene CPQ). Gene Ontology annotation, biological process: peptide catabolic process; thyroid hormone generation; proteolysis. Gene Ontology annotation, molecular function: metallodipeptidase activity. The transcript is spliced from 9 exons. The coding region runs from base 161 to 1708 and encodes 515 amino acids. Lineage: Eukaryota; Metazoa; Chordata; Mammalia; Carnivora; Canidae. The record is from RefSeq and is a predicted model, not a curated record.